GACUGAGGAUGCCUGGUGUCUGGUUAGGACUGCUUAUGAUGACUGAGGAUGCCUGGUGUCUGGUUAGGACUGCUUAUGAUGACUGAGGAUGCCUGGUGUCUGGUUAGGACUGCUUAUGAUGACUCUGAGGAUGCCUGGUGUCUGGUUAGGACUUCUUAUGAUGACUGAGGAUGCCUGGUGUCUGGUUAGGACUGCUUAUGAUGACUCUGAGGAUGCCUGGUGUCUGGUUUGGACUUCUUAUGAUGACUGAGGAUGCCUGGUGUCUGGUUAGGACUGCUUAUGAUGACUGGGGAUGCCUGGUGUCUGGUUAGGACUUCUUAUGAUGACUCUGGGGAUGCCUGGUGUCUGGUUAGGACUGCUUAUGAUGACUGGGGAUGCCUGGUGUCUGGUUAGGACUUCUUAUGAUGACUCUGGGGAUGCCUGGUGUCUGGUUAGGACUGCUUAUGAUGACUGAGGAUGCCUGGUGUCUGGUUAGGACUGCUUAUGAUGACUGAGGAUGCCUGGUGUCUGGUUAGGACUGCUUAUGAUGACUGAGGAUGCCUGGUGUCUGGUUAGGACUGCUUAUGAUGACUGAGGAUGCCUGGUGUCUGGUUAGGACUGCUUAUGAUGACUGAGGAUGCCUGGUGUCUGGUUAGGACUGCUUAUGAUGACUGAGGAUGCCUGGUGUCUGGUUAGGACUGCUUAUGAUGACUGAGGAUGCCUGGUGUCUGGUUAGGACUGCUUAUGAUGACUCUGAGGAUGCCUGGUGUCUGGUUAGGACUGCUUAUGAUGACUGAGGAUGCCUGGUGUCUGGUUAGGACUGCUUAUGAUGACUGAGGAUGCCUGGUGUCUGGUUAGGACUGCUUAUGAUGACUGAGGAUGCCUGGUGUCUGGUUAGGACUGCUUAUGAUGACUGAGGAUGCCUGGUGUCUGGUUUGGACUGCUUAUGAUGACUCUGAGGAUGCCUGGUGUCUGGUUUGGACUUCUUAUGAUGACUGAGGAUGCCUGGUGUCUGGUUAGGACUGCUUAUGAUGACUCUGAGGAUGCCUGGUGUCUGGUUAGGACUGCUUAUGAUGACUCUGAGGAUGCCUGGUGUCUGGUUUGGACUGCUUAUGAUGACUGAGGAUGCCUGGUGUCUGGUUUGGACUUCUUAUGAUGACUGAGGAUGCCUGGUGUCUGGUUAGGACUGCUUAUGAUGACUCUGAGGAUGCCUGGUGUCUGGUUAGGACUGCUUAUGAUGACUCUGAGGAUGCCUGGUGUCUGGUUUGGACUGCUUAUGAUGACUGAGGAUGCCUGGUGUCUGGUUUGGACUUCUUAUGAUGACUGAGGAUGCCUGGUGUCUGGUUUGGACUGCUUAUGAUGACUCUGAGGAUGCCUGGUGUCUGGUUUGGACUGCUUAUGAUGACUCUGAGGAUGCCUGGUGUCUGGUUAGGACUGCUUAUGAUGACUGAGGAUGCCUGGUGUCUGGUUAGGACUGCUUAUGAUGACUCUGAGGAUGCCUGGUGUCUGGUUAGGACUGCUUAUGAUGACUCUGAGGAUGCCUGGUGUCUGGUUAGGACUGCUUAUGAUGACUGAGGAUGCCUGGUGUCUGGUUAGGACUGCUUAUGACUGGAACCAGGCUCUCUGUGACUUUGACUUGAAAGGUAAAUCCGAUUUGGUGGUGGCGGGAGGAGACAAAAGUGUUGAUACUGAACUCUACCAAGACACAUCUCAUACUGUCCCAGGUGACAGGGCAAAGGGUCAGAAUAGUUAUCGGAUGAGAGGCAGAAGAGACAGUUAUUUUUGGAAGUUAUCUGUCUGGAUUUAAGGAGGGACUAUAUUGUGCAAAUAACAAUCCAUUGGAUUUUAUUACAGACCUUAUAUCUUUACGAUUUUGGGCCAAAGUCUAAUAUAUUCUGCAAUGCAUAAGUUAAUAAGGAUAUGUGACAAUUCUGCAACCUGUAGCUAUUCAAGAACAGGUCUCCUUUUCCUGGGUCUAAACUGACUGAGAUUUUUCCUUUCUACUCCAACUACCAUUGUUGCAUCCGAUCACGCCCCUGUUCUUUCCAGCUGACGUGUUUGGCCGGGGGGACAUCCAGCCCCAGCUGGACAAUGCCAUGCAGGACAUCAGUGAUAAGUACCUGCUGCUGGAGGAGACGGAGAAGCAGGCGGUCAGGAAGGCCCUGGUGGAGGAGAGGAGCCGCUUCUGCACCUUCGUCUCCAUGCUGAGGCCAGUUGUGGAAGAGGAGAUGUCCAUGUUGGGGGAGAUCACUCACCUGCAGACCCUCACUGACGACCUGAAGGCUCUGACCAUGGAUCCGCACAAGCUGCCCCCCACCAGCGAGCAGGUCAUUCUGGACCUGAAGGGAUCUGAGAGCAGCUGGUCCUACCAUACCCCUCCUUCCUCCCCCAGCACCACAGCAUCCAGGAAGUCCAGCAUGUGCAGUAGUCUGAACAGCGUCAACAGCAGCGACUCUCGCUCCAGCGGAUCUCACUGCCACUCCCCCACCUCCCACUACCGCUACCGGAGCUCCGCCCUCCCUCAGCAAGGCCCCGCCCGCCUCUCCAGUGUCUCCUCCCAUGACUCUGGCUUCAUCUCCCAGGAUGCCUACCAGUCCAAGUCUCCCUCGCCCAUGCCCUCUGAUACCAACCCACAGACCUCUGGCUCUUCAUCCUCGGCCGUCUCUGAAACUUGCCAGCCUGUCAGUGAGGGCAGCUGCUCCUCCUCCUCCUCCUCCUCACCUGCCUCCUCUAAGGAGACCUGCUCCAGCACUAGGGUGGAACAGCUGUCAAACGUGCACGAUCAUCAACAUCACGGGCCCUCCACCGCCCUCUAUCUGUCAGGCGGGGGCAUGCAGGAGGUCUACCCCGACCUCCCUCCAUCCUCCCCCUCCACCCCCCUCGCCUCAUCCUCCUACUCUCCCACCUCCCCCGUGUGGGCAUGGUCGAGACCAGGUUCUGCCCUCCUGGUGGACUACCCCCCCUAUUGCGCCCUGGGGCCGGGCAUGAUCCCCUCCUCCAAGGUCCCCACCUGGAAGGACUGGGCCAAGCCGGGGCCCUAUGACCAGCCCAUGGUGAACACCCUGAGGAGGACCAAGGAGAAGAGGGAGACUCCAAAUCCCAGCAGCCCCCAGGCCACCACACCAGGGGACGAGCCCCAGAGAGCCAAGGGAACCAAUGCAGUCACAACAGCCAAGCAGGAGGAGGCGGAGGCCCAUGAGGAACUGGCCCUGGCUCUGGCCCGCGGGUUGCAGCUGGAUAUCCAGCACUCCAGCAGGGACUCCCUGCAGUGCUCCAGUGGCUACAGCACCCAGAACACCACACCCUGCUGCUCUGAGGACACCAUACCCUCACAAGUGUCCGACUACGACUACUUCUCCGUGGGUGGUGACCAGGAGACGGACCAGCCCGACUUCAACAAGUCCUCCACCAUCCCCCGCAACAGUGACAUCAGCCAGUCCUACCGCCGCAUGUUCCAGGCCAAGCGGCCAGCCUCCACAGCGGGCAUCCCCCCCACAGCCCCCUCCCCCGGCAGUAUUGUCACCCCCGGGGUGGCCACCAUCCGCCGCACGCCCUCCUCCAAGCCCAACCUGCGGCGAUCCUCCGGAGGCCUGGGUCUGGGCCCCAUCCCCAUCAAGCCCCCCAUGAUCCCUGUCAAGACGCCCACUGUUCCCGAGCACCCCGGGUUGUUCUUCAGAGGAGAGAGCGAGGGAGGGGGACCGCUGAGCCCACUCUCUUCAGCGGGGGACAACGGCUUGGUGUCUCCCAAGGCACCCUGGGAUGCUCAGGCCUCCUCCGAUCCACCCACUCCCCCACCUCAGCCUGGUAGUAGGCUGUCAGAGUGGGACCGUGAGGCCCUGCCGGAGGUUCAGGAGGAGGAGCCUGGCUGCGGUGAGGGGGAAGAUGUGCUCUUGGCCAUACGGCGAGGGGUCAAGCUGAAGAAGACGACGUCCAACGACCGGUCGGCUCCGCGAAUAGUGUGAGAGGCUUAGAGUGCGAGGUUGGGCUUCCCCUCAAUGUAGCAGAUUCAAUCAGCUACAUACAGUAACUCAGUGUCUUCGCCCUAUAGGUUUAAGAAAAGGGUGGGAGUCUAGAUGCGUGAAAAUAUGCACGAAAGGAGGGGAGGAGGGAACGGACUGACAACUGCUUUGACUAUUAUCAGAUCUUUUAUUUGUAUGUACAUAUUUAUAUUUUGAUGCGUUUGUAUGUUUUGCGUUCGAUGCUCCUCUUCGUACUUUCUCCUUUUGCCCGUACAUUGUCAUGAAAGGUGCCAAAAGGCUUCGAGCUGAAUUAACUUAAAUGACUUUAUUUUACUGAAUAGGAUUAAUAAUUUUUGUGAAAACACAUAGAAGGUAUAGCAACAACAACAAACAUUCAUGGAGAUAGAAAUACAUACAAGGUAAGAUUGUGUGCAGAAAAGGAGUACAUAAGAAAAUAACCACAAUGGAAAUCGGUAUUUUACUUUUCUGUAAUAGAUCAAAUAUUUGCUAUUUUCUUUUACCAAUGAAAAAUGUAGAAAUGGGCAUGUUCUACUGCAAUUAAUUGCACCCCAAUAAAUUAGACUCCAAAAGAAUGAGAACAAAUAUGUUUAAAUACAUCCCACUAUCAAUAGGAAGCUUCUUAGUCAACAAAGGACACAAGGACCUGCAAUCCUUAACAAUCUACUCAGUGGUUAUCAACGGGUGUGACAUAAUUUGUCAAUAGUAAUAUGUUGCACAGGUUUCUACCUUGAAUGCAACUCUGGUGUCAGUGGAAGCACUCAUUGAUUGGUGGCUAUAGAAUAGAAAUCUUUUUUAAUUUCAUGUUUUUCUCUAUAAUUAGAGAAGAAAGUUCCCAUUAUGCUGAGAUUUAUCAUUUAUUUCAAUACAAGUGAUGCUGUGCUAAAUGUCAUACAGAGGAUUCAUACGCAAAUGUAAAUGGAAAACGUAAAAAGUGCUCGUCCUGCUGUGAAAAUACUAGUACUCUGUGAAAGCUAUUCUAGUGGUGAUCACUGGUAACUACAACUCAUUCGAACACGGUAAACUAAUAGUAUUAGUAAAUGUUUAAAAAAAAGAGUUGGAAAGGUUACAAAGUCGAGUUUGUGUUAGCUUGUGUUCAGCACCGUCAGCUGAAGGAAGUCAGAAUUCACUAUUGCGACUACCUAAAGUAUUUCACAAGAUGACAUGGCCUAAUAUGUAUAGACACCCAAAAUGUUCUUUUUCCACUAUUUCUCACGAACGCCAUACUUUAGUUAGUGGUGUGUAAGUUGUAGCGCAGGGGUACUGUCAAACAUAAUUUCAAGACAACCCAUUAAACUAAAUAGAGUAAUGCAUGUUAUUUUACAUUUUUUACUCAUAAGUGUCAAAGCUCGUUUUUAUACUGAACCUAUUUAUCCCAACACAUUUCCCCCAUUUAAGAGCAGUUGUACUUUCUGCAUAACGACUGAAGUCUGAUUAUUUUUCCAUUCAAGACAGGGGAAACUAAAGAUAGGUAACAGGGGAAACUAAAGUGUGGCCGAUGCAACAAUAUGCACAUGACGCUAAAAAUCCUGUAUAGCUCCUGACUCAAUUAUUCUAUACAAUGGUCUGAUAGUCCAUGUAAAACUUAGCUGUAAUAUACUGUAGUUCCCCCGUUGAUGUAGCGAUACGUUGCCAAAUCUUAUGUAUGCUAAAUGGUUAGAAGUAAUAAGUUUGUUUUUGGUCAUGGUAAAAGACUCACUCCUUGUAAAUACAAGGUUUUGUCCCAAUGGGCUGCAACAGUUUCCUUUCCUUCAUGGCCAGAUGCAAGAGGUCUUAGCCUACUCAUAUAUGACAGGUAAAAGUAAUAUGAUGUAAACUGUUCAUCUUGAAGUUCAUUGACGAGGGAAAAGAGGCAAUGAAAGGAGCAUUGGGACACAGAUUGGCAUACACUUUAGUACUCUAGCCUUGCAAGUCUGUUGAUGACCUAGAGACAUGUUUGGACAGAGUUCACCUCUUUCUGUACCACUGGCGUUCUAAGAUAAUUGUUCAGUUCCUGAAUUCUGUCUCCCAUUUUCUAUGUAACAGUUGUUUCAGCUAAAAAUAAAGAUGUAGCAGAGUGUAAGUCUGUUGAAAAAGGUU
Salmo salar (Atlantic salmon) is the source of this 6035-nucleotide messenger RNA. The record is from RefSeq and is a predicted model, not a curated record. Lineage: Eukaryota; Metazoa; Chordata; Actinopteri; Salmoniformes; Salmonidae.